GGGGAGGAGGAGCGAACACCGACGGUUAGCGUGACCGGACAUCUCUGGACGUCACCUGUGCCGUGUCCGUUGGUUACCGUUUACGGUUAGCGUCGUAACAGAUGUGACGUUAGUACAUUAUAACGCACAGCGAUGCAGGACACGGCGAACGACCCGAAGGCGGUGGCGCCGUGUUUGAAGAAGAUAUGCUUCCAGGCUGUCAGGAGACAUUUCGCUGCUGUGGGCAGUGAGGCGGUUCUCGGUCUUCCGACGCCUCUCAUUAAGGAUCUUCUUCCUUACCUGACGGUGUGUCAGCUGGAUGAGCUCCAGCCUUCCCUCAACCAGAGAGGGUUGUCAACUCACUCUGGCUGGAUUGGAGUCCUGCAGGACAUGUGUGGACCAAACCAUGUCACGGACUUUGACACGGAAGAAGAGGCCAAACACGAAGUGAUGAGGCUGCUUUUUACUCUCGUGUUCUACGGCUUCACGAACCCCUUCGUCAAGAGGAACAUCGCCAAUCUGAACACGCCGUCCUUCCUGUGGGCGGCAGCCAAAUGCAUCAAACAUUUCCUGCUCACCACGCCAGUUGAGAGUUUGACCGCCGAGCGGCGGCCUCUCCUGAACCUCCUGGAGAAGCGCAUCUGGAGCGUCGGCAUCUCCCAGAGCAUCGACAUAUCGAAGAGGAGGACGCAGACCGCCUUGUAUGUCCUCCAUCGCCUGCUGGACCACGGGGCGGCCAAGAAAGUGGUGGUGCAUGUGCAGUGUCCCUUAGUGCUGGCCUGGAUCCUACAUGGCAGGGGAUCUCAGGAUGUGAACCCCGACCUCAAGGACCUCCUGAACAGCAAGAAGGCCAGUUGCAUUUCACCAGCCGCGUCCGCCGGCGGAGACCGGGCCGGCCUCGGUUCGGGUCCCGGGGUCAGGGCGUCGGAGGAUCCGGUCACUCCCUGCAAACGCUCCAAAUUGGACUCAGCGGAGGAAUCUGGGAAAGCAAACUUUACAUUGGACCCGCACGUUCUCUGUCGAACCUUCAGCCCGUGUGGCGGACCCCCGGCGGGGGCGUGUCCUUGGGGACGGAUUGACUGUCUGGACAUCAGGCAGUGUGGGUCCGACUCCCUCCGAGUGCUGAACUCUGCCCUGCCCACAUUCUUCUGCCUUCGCUCUCUAACUCUUCACAGCUUUUUGACCUUCAGGGAUUCGGACGUGCUGCUGCUGGCCACGGCCCUGAAGCGGCUCUCGGAGAGCUCCCGCAGCUCUCUCACCGACCUGAGCAUCAGCGUCCUGCCGUGCAUCCGGCUCGUGGAGGUCCUGUUGGAUGCGAGCCCCCGCCUGACGUCCCUACACGUGGAGGUCCAGACUUUGAUGUGGGGGCCGCGCACCGUACCGCAUUGGCCCCGGACUGUGGAGUCGAACAAGUCAGGGCCGCUGCCCCUGGAGAAGCUGGACAUCAAAGUGGCCGAGCUCCAGACAGAUCUGCACUUCGUCACAUCGGUGCUGAGGCGCUCUCCACGUUUCAGCGCUCUUCACCUCGCCGGGAUGAGGCUCCCGACCGGCUCCUCUUUCGGCCAGCUGUUCACCACGCUCUCAGAGUCAAAUCCCCUCUUGAGGAGUCUCAACUUGGAGGACAUGAAGCUGUCGGAUUGUCUCCCCGAGAUCCUACAUCUACUGAGGGACUGCAAGUUGGAAGAGCUGCGGUUCAGUGACUGCCGCCUCGCGGAGCAGUGGAGCGACCGGGAGGCGGGUCUGCAGCGCCUGGUGGCGGCCCUGAGGGCGGUGCCCUCCCUCCACACGCUCAGCCUGGCUCACAACCGGCUGGCCAAGAACGUGUUUGUGCUGGCGGAGCUGUUUACAGGACCGUCGCCGAGCUCAGUGAAGAGACUGGACCUCAGCUCUAACUUCAUUCAGCCUGCUGAGCUGCUGGAGUUCGCUAAGAGUUUAAGGACACAUCCUCCACGGCACCGGCUGACCCUUGACCUCAGAGUGAACCCAGGGGAUCGAGACCCCGACACGUGGACCGCUGCUCUGAAGAGGCUUCGUCCAUUCUGUGUUCUCCUGGUGAAAGGCUGGAGCUCCACGGACACGAUGGCAGACCAUGUCAGCAACAUGUAGGAGACGCUCUGAGCCCUCGAUGCAACAUGCGUCACUUCUUCUGUCUCGAUUAUAAUCGGAGCAGAACAUACUGUACAUUAUUUUGCUUUGUGACUCACUGAUUGGUUCGACAUAUGUUUUGUUUUUUAUCAAAUGUAAUAUUGAGUGUGUUCACACUGCACACUGGCUCAGUCGGAGAAUAAAAGAAUAUCGCGUUA
Molecule: messenger RNA, 2282 nt
Organism: Pseudoliparis swirei
Lineage: Eukaryota; Metazoa; Chordata; Actinopteri; Perciformes; Liparidae
Gene: lrrc41
Product: leucine rich repeat containing 41
Exons: 10
Coding region: 133-2085 (650 amino acids)
Source: RefSeq, a predicted model, not a curated record